Messenger RNA from Cladophialophora yegresii CBS 114405, 1476 nucleotides. RefSeq lists its product as uncharacterized. Bases 1 to 1476 code for a protein of 491 amino acids. NCBI's taxonomy places the organism in Eukaryota, Fungi, Ascomycota, Eurotiomycetes, Chaetothyriales, Herpotrichiellaceae. The record is from RefSeq and is a predicted model, not a curated record. The transcript has a single exon.
AUGAACAGGAGACAAGGGUUCCAGCGCCCUCAGGGUCAGAACAACACCAACAAGCGGUAUGGCAACCAGAACAGCAGCGGUAUAAAUCAACAAUAUAACCAGCAGCAACAGAAUACCGUACCAGUCCCCAACAUGUGGCAGCCUUACGGAGGCUCGCAGCAGCAGCAGCAGCAGCAGCAGUCAGCGACACUUGCGGAUUACAUGCGCGGCACAUGGAACAAUCCCGCGCCUCCCAUUCAGCCAUAUGGUGCCAUGAAUCUCCCGAUGCCUGCCGCGGCUCCUGCAUAUCCACCAGCGACCCCAACGAGAGCUACACCAGGACAGCACGGCUCUCAGACUCCCCGCGGUCCCGCCAGUCGAAGUGGUAACAAUGCACUUCGACCACCCCGUGCCCGCGCCCCUGUCCCCACCUCGGAUCCGCACAUGAGAGUACCGGCGAACUAUCUCUUUCCGCAGGUCGCAGAGCAAAUUGGCGAAGGCCUUGGGUCAGGUCGAAACUGGCUCGUUAUCAGGGUUGGCACCACGGAACCGGUGCUGCGAGCACCCCUACUCAUCGCACGAUGCAAGAGGGACCCGAUCAAUCAACAGAUCGGCACGCCCUAUCCCACUGCAAACGACGUCAUUCCUGCCGGCACCUCUCUCCGACAAGUCUGCCAACGUUUCCCAAGGCACGUCUGGGGGGAUAUGCUUCGCAUCUUCCUUUCCGAACAGUGGGAUGCUCGUCGCAUCUGGGACAUGCUCCCUCAAAACAUGCGCAACAACUCCAGCAAUCGGCCCUGGAACUAUCUUCAGGCGGCGAUGGGUCGUGAGGUGGACACGAUGAUGCAGGAGGAAACCGGUGUCCGCCGCGUGCCAUUGAAGAAGGCUAGGACCCCGACUCCAACUCCAGAGGUUGGCGCAGCGCUACUUCUCAGAGACAGCAAUAUGAUCAACGAUGCUGAAAUGAUCAGUGAGCCUAUCAUGGUCCGCGAUGAGGGGGGAUACCUUGGCGACCACGAAGUUGCCGCGAGCAUUGACUGGUCCAACGAGGAGACAUUCACGCUCCUCCAGCUUGAAGUCCUAACGAGGACAUACAAGUCGUGGGCGCUCCAUGCCCAGACGGCCCUGAUGUCGGUGCAGUACAGUCGAGCCAACGACGCCAUGGUGCGGCGUUUCUACGGGAAACGCCACACUGAGUACCACCAGUGGAUGCUCGCUGAAUACAGAAGACUCAUCGGUCCCAUCCAACCGGCGGACGCCCUGGAGAUUCACCGUCUCAUCUGGGAGGCCCUGCACCCACGCCAGCCAGGUGAGGCUCUUGUCACAUACCAAACCAGAGCAGAAUGGCACGCCAUGCGCAAUUACGCCGGUGUCGUUCAGAGAUUGUGGAAAUGGACCGAGAAAGAUUACUGGGAGCUCGUUGGUGGAGAGCCAGAAGAGGAAGUUCCUGGCUGGGAGUCUGAGGCCACCUGGAGGUGGACACAGCCGGAUUUUUAA